AUGAUUUUGGUCAAAUUUGUGUGCGCGAUCAUAACCAGAUCGCUAUUCAUUCUGGUCUCUCUCAUCGGGGUCUGGAGAGUGACAACAGUGAAAAAUGACAUAUACUGGUUACUGACCUUCCUUCAUCUGCCUCUGGUCGUGGAGAUGAUCAUCACUUUAAAGCGAAGGAAGGGGAAAGGCUACAAAUGGAAAUUGGACUCACUGGAGAAUGUCAAGAGCAUUGUUGCGCCCCUGACUGGCACCAUGGAUAAUAAAACACCCAAGCAUCUGGAACACUCUCUCACCUCUGUUUGUCUGAAUGACUGGAUCCUUGGUCUUCACCAGGUUCUACUCAUCCUUCUCAUCUUUGGAAAGUGGCUCCUCCCACUAGGGGAAGGAGUAACUUGUGAUGAGCUGUCUCAGCUUCUGCUCAUCUUUAUUGGCACAGGAGCAGAUAUUUUGGAAUUCACCAGUGAAACUGUUUCUGAUGUGAAGGACAGCAGCCCUCAGCUGGUGUAUAUAAUCCUGGCAGUGUGGAUGUGGAGUGUGUUGCAGUUUCCUUUACACCUGGCAGGUUAG
Myxocyprinus asiaticus (Chinese sucker) is the source of this 558-nucleotide messenger RNA. Its product is annotated as transmembrane protein 26-like. The transcript has 4 exons. Bases 1 to 558 code for a protein of 185 amino acids. The record is from RefSeq and is a predicted model, not a curated record. Lineage: Eukaryota; Metazoa; Chordata; Actinopteri; Cypriniformes; Catostomidae.